AUGCCAUCUCUUCAAAUGCGAUUAACAUUCGCGUUGAUAUCCUUCGCUGAGUCAGUCGUAUGCCUGGCGCCGUCUGGGCCAUGGGAUGCUUUCAACUACGCACCAAACUCGAGGGUUGUUUACCCAGCCAGCAUUCACUCAACCGUCGGCGCAGUGACUGGUGCGGAUGCACUACUGGACAAUACGGGUAGCGCAACUCUGAGUGGGAAUGGGUCAUGGUUGACACUGGACUUCGGGAAAGAGGUUGGCGGACUCAUCUCCCUCAACUUUGACGCGGUCUCUUCCACCUCCUCUCUGGCGCUGUCAUUCACGGAAUCGCCGAUGUUUAUUCGUUCUUUCGCCUCAGACGACUCCUCUUUCCCUGACGCCUCCACCACUUAUGAUGCAGUUUUCCCGAUCCCUGCCCCGCUUUCGACCGGACUUUGGACACAACCGGAAUUUUCGCUGCGCGGUGGAUUUCGAUACUUGAGCAUCGUGCUCACGGGAGCCCAACUCGCCAUCUCCAACGUCUCUUGUGCCAUAUCUUUCAUGCCACAUGUCGACAACCUUCGAGCAUAUGCGGGUUAUUUCUACGCGAAAGACCCGUUCUAUCAUGACCCAGACUUUUUGACAAAAGUUUGGAUGGCUGGCGCCUACACAGUACAGACAAAUACUGUGCCGUUAGACACUGGGAGGAUGGUUCCCUUCGAGUCUGCUGGACACUGGGCCAAUAAUGCAACUCUGGGUGUUGCAGGACCUAUCAUCGUAGAUGGCGCAAAGCGAGAUCGCGCAGUUUGGCCAGGAGACAUGGGUAUUGCCGUCCCAACACAAUUCGUCUCGACAAACGAUCUCAUUCCGACUCGGAAUGCGAUUUCGACCAUGUUUGCCCAUAUCAACCCUAAGACAGGCGCUCUGCCCGAAUCGGGCCCGCCGCUUAGCCAGCUGAACAGCGACACGUACCAUUGCUGGACGCUUAUUGGAACCCAUAACUACUACCUUUACUCUGGCGAUCGUGUAUGGCUGCAGACUAUCUGGACCAACUAUACGAAAGCGGUCGCAUUCCUCGAGGCCAAAGUAAAUUCAACGAACGGGCUUAUGAAUGUCACGGGUUUGCGCGAUUGGGCCCGGCAAGGCGGAGGUGGUUUCAAUGCCGAAGGAAAUGCGAUCCUCUACCGCGUGCUGCUCACCAGUGCGGAGCUUGGAGAAGCCAUGGCGCUGCCAGACCUGCGCGAUGCGUGGCUUGCAAACGCUACCGCCCUGAAGACGGCAUAUAACCGUGCCUUUUGGGUCCCUUCGCUGGGGAUGUAUCGCGACAAUAUGACGACAACGUUGACACCCCAGGACGCAAAUUCAUUGGCGAUACUUUUCAAUUUGACGCAGACCAAAGAACAAGCAGCGUUGAUCAGCACCGGAUUAGAGAAGAACUGGAACGAGUUGGGUCCCGUCGCGCCGAAAUUGCCCGAUACAAUUUCGCCAUUCAUAUCCAGUUUUGAGUUACAAGCACAUUUUGUAGCCGGAAAUGCAACAAGGGCAAUGGAUUUGUUGCAUAGAGAAUGGGGCUACAUGCUCUCUACCAAUCUUUCUGUUCAAAGUACCUUAUUGGAAGGCUUCACCGCUAAUGGCUCCCUUGGUUAUCGUGCCAAUGUUGGGUACAAUCAUGAUGCUGCAUACACCUCCCAUGCGCAUGGCUGGUCAACCGGUCCAACGUCCGCCUUGACCAUUUAUGUCCUUGGUCUCAGCGUCACAGGUGUCCAAGGCUCAACAUGGCAAAUUGCACCACAAACAGCAGGAUUGCCGGGUGCUGAGGGAGGCUUUGAAACAAGUUUGGGCAGGUUCGACGCUGCUUGGACGACAACCGAAACCACUUUUGCGCUCACGGUCAAUACGCCCACCGCAACUGAGGGGCUAUUUCUGCUUCCAGUUGAGUUUGAAGGGUCAUCGGUCAAGGUGGACGGGAAGAAGGUUGCGCUGGACGGGAGGAGUUUGGUGUUGAGCGGAGGUGAACAUGGCAUAGUCGCCACUGUCCGUCGAUAG
Molecule: messenger RNA, 2013 nt
Organism: Mycena indigotica
Lineage: Eukaryota; Fungi; Basidiomycota; Agaricomycetes; Agaricales; Mycenaceae
Product: Six-hairpin glycosidase
Exons: 10
Coding region: 1-2013 (670 amino acids)
Biological process (GO): carbohydrate metabolic process
Source: RefSeq, a predicted model, not a curated record